AACAAUGGCGUUUCUCCACCGACAAUCUCCGUUCUGUGUUUUCGUGAUAGCACUCACAUUUCUCGUUUUGCUAACAUCGCCGGCGAGUUCUCUCGACUGUUCAUCACAGAAGUUCGCCAACAACCUCUACGCAAACUGUACCGAUCUACCAACUCUUAAGUCGUCCCUCCACUGGAUUUACAUCUCCAAAACCUCCUCCCUCUCUAUUGCAUUCAUCGCGCCUCCGCCCAAACCCGACGGUUGGAUUGCUUGGGCCAUUAACCCGACGCAAACCGGCAUGGCCGGUUCUCAAGCGCUCAUAGCUUUCAAGGACGCCAACGGCUCGAUGACGGUGAAGAAAUACAACAUCAGUUCGUACUCCUCCAUCGUCGAAGGCGAGAUCUCUUUUGAAGUUCCGGAAUCCAGAGCGGAGUAUUCAGGCGGAUCGAUGAAGAUCUUCGCAACGGUGAAGUUACCGGAAACAAUGACGGAGGUGAAUCAUGUCUGGCAGGUCGGUGGUUUGGUGACGGAAGGAAGGCCGACGAAACAUGAAUUCCAGCCGGCGAAUUUGAAGGCGGUCGGAAAACUUCAUCUGAAAUUGGCAGAGAAGGAACAGAAUAAUAGUACAACCGCCGGUAGUCCUAUCGUUUCCCCAAUCUCAAGUCCAAGCCCUAGCACCAGUUCUGCUUCUUGCAACACCAAAAUGUACGUAUAUUUUAUGCUUAUAAUUGGGGCUCUGAUCUCAAAUUAGAAAACAAACAUAAAACGUUAUGUUGAUUUCUAUGUUUUUCGAUCGAUUUUACGCCAUGAUCGAUCAUCAUCUACAUGUUACAUUGAAUUAAAAAGAAAAAUAUCAGUUGCGCUUUG
Molecule: messenger RNA, 846 nt
Organism: Cynara cardunculus var. scolymus (artichoke)
Lineage: Eukaryota; Viridiplantae; Streptophyta; Magnoliopsida; Asterales; Asteraceae
Product: auxin-induced in root cultures protein 12
Exons: 1
Coding region: 5-730 (241 amino acids)
Source: RefSeq, a predicted model, not a curated record